CGCCACGCGACCAGUCCGCACGUAGUCCAGAAUAUACGCACUCUCAACUUGCUCUUACUUUAACGUCUAAGUUCAAGUCCAUCCGCCAUCCUAGUAAUUUUAAUCAACGUUCAUAAUUAUUACCACCAUAUCCAAGUGCCUCGGACGUGCUUUCAUUUUUUUUAAAUUUAAAAAAAUACAUAUCAACUGUUCGUCUUAUUCGUGACCGUUCCCAUACGUGUUGAGUGUGAACUGAAGUGUUGAUUAAUUUUAUUGGUCAAGAAAAAAAUAUAAAAAAAAAUGUGGCGUGUAGUGGUCGCGAGAUCAGAUGACAACAGCACUCUGCUGUCAUCAGAAAUAUCGACGAGCACAGUGGGACCGGGUCAUCAUCUGUCAAGUAUACCUGGACCACCUGCAGGUCAUCAUUAUUACCCGACUUAUCCACCGCCUCCUCCCCCACCGCCACCUCAUCACGCAUAUCAAACUCAGCAUGACAUGCGCCAUGAUAUGAGACCCGAUCCUCAUCUCAGACCUGAGCUAAGACACCAAGAGAUGCUGCGACCUGAUUUACAUCAUCGGCAGGAUAUGAGGAAUGACAGCAUGAGACAAGACAUGAGACACGACUUGAAUGUUCAGGGCCACCAUGGGGACAUAAAUGCUGGUGGAAUGAGACAACAGAACCAACAUGAUUUAACUGAGCUGAGACCUAGUCACGAAUUGCCGGAACUUAAAAUUGAUGGACCGGAAUUGAGGAGUCGAAGUGAUUCCCAGCAGCAGCAACAGCAGGGGCAUCAGCAGAGAAAUUUAAAGAGGACUAUGAGUGACUCUGAUUGUGAUGACGUUUUUUCAGAAGAAAGUGGCAAGGAACCUUGCAAUUCACCUGGUGGUGAUUCUUGUCAGCACACAUCUCGCAAGCGUAGACGCGGAAUGAUUGAAAAGAAGCGACGUGAUAGAAUAAAUGCAUCUCUUGGUGAAUUACGGCGUUUAGUACCAGCAGCCGCACGUGAUCCACACUCGGGAAAACUCGAGAAAGCCGAAAUACUACAGCUAACUGUUGAACACCUGAGGACCUUGAGAAAUAAAGGUCCAGAAGGUUAUGACACAACAAAAUUGGCGAUGGAUUACCACGCAGUGGGGUGGGGCGAGUGCGCUGCUGAAGUUGGACGUUAUCUAGUGACAAUGGAAGGCCUUGAUGAGCGCGAUCCUCUGAGAUUACGUUUGCUGUCUCAUCUGCAGAGUUUUCAUCGUGAACACCCGCCUAGUAAUUCAUCAUCGAUUCCACCUACUGGUUCAAUCACCGCGACGUCAACCGGAUCUGUUAAUUACGAAGGAAUGACUGGGGGUAAUGGAAUGCCGGCAGGUACUGGAGUACCUCCGCUUAUUGGAGGGGGUGCCAUCGGCUGGGGACAAUAUCCUGGUCAGUAUCCCCAGCAGCAGCACGGAAAACCUUAUCGACCUUGGGGUGCUGAGUUGGCUUACUAAUAGCAAUAAUAAUAAUAAUUACUACACUGUAAAAAGAGCGGUGUUAAAAAUGGACUCGUUUUAACUCCGCCGGGUGUAAAAAUGAAAUUACACCGGUGUAGGAAGAGUAAUACACCGGUGUUAAAGCGGGGUAACCGGUGUAAAAACGGAGUAAAACCGGUGUAAAAGCGGGGAAAAUUACGUCCGCUUGGAGUAUUAACUUUAAAGAUUAUAAAACACAAAAAAUUUCAGUUCUUUAUGAAAAUUAAUAAAAAUUAUCAUUUAUUAACAAGUAUAGUGAUCGAGUAAGUAAAAAUAUUCACAAAGUAAAAUAUUUUAACACCGGUACAGAAUAUUUACACCGGUGGCGGCGUUAUUUUCACACCGCUUUCGGGGGUAAAUUUAACACCGAUAAUUUUAACACCUACACCGCUUGGACUUACCCCGGUGAUUUUUUACAGUAUAUUAUUGUUGUUACACUAAAAAAUUUGCGGAGAGAACGCGAAUUAAAUUAAGAGCGAAUGACUGUUUAUUUAUUUUAUUCCCUCUAAAAUUUACUCCGAAUGCGGAUUUAAAUAAAAUCCAGAUCACUCCGAAAUCUCUCCGCUGAAAAAACUCCGAAACUUCCCAGUGACGGAGUGAAUUCGAAUUCAAAUAAAAUUUGUAAUCACUCCGAAUUCACUCCCGAUUUUUUCCAGUGUAAGUCUUCGUACAAAAUCUGCUACCAAUAGCACGUGUAUAUAUUUAAAUAUUUUUUUAAGAGUGAUAAUAAUUUUUUAGUCAUAACUUGUACCUAAGUGUGGAGAUUUUUAUUAUUUAUAUUUAAUUAUUAUUAUUAUUUAUAAAUUAUUGUCAGUAAUGAGGCUCUUGUACAGUGUAAUUAAUUAUAAUUUUUUUGUAAAUAUUUAAGCGAGUCUCGGGAUUAAUUUUAGAUAAAUUAUAUAAAUAUAAAUAUA
This is a messenger RNA of Microplitis mediator, 2396 nucleotides long. It is a transcript of the gene Hey, whose product is annotated as hairy/enhancer-of-split related with YRPW motif protein 1-like. The coding region runs from base 280 to 1461 and encodes 393 amino acids. NCBI's taxonomy places the organism in Eukaryota, Metazoa, Arthropoda, Insecta, Hymenoptera, Braconidae. Gene Ontology annotation, molecular function: DNA-binding transcription factor activity, RNA polymerase II-specific; protein dimerization activity; RNA polymerase II cis-regulatory region sequence-specific DNA binding. The transcript has 3 exons. Gene Ontology annotation, biological process: regulation of neurogenesis; regulation of transcription by RNA polymerase II; anterior/posterior pattern specification. Gene Ontology annotation, cellular component: nucleus. The record is from RefSeq and is a predicted model, not a curated record.